Molecule: messenger RNA, 4188 nt
Organism: Mercurialis annua (annual mercury)
Lineage: Eukaryota; Viridiplantae; Streptophyta; Magnoliopsida; Malpighiales; Euphorbiaceae
Product: protein SPA1-RELATED 2
Exons: 8
Coding region: 412-3525 (1037 amino acids)
Biological process (GO): protein phosphorylation; photomorphogenesis
Molecular function (GO): protein binding; protein kinase activity; ATP binding
Source: RefSeq, a predicted model, not a curated record
CCCACCGAAAGAAAUAACCGGCUGCCCAUUAUCCACAUAUCUAAACUUUUACUACUGAUUUUUUUUGUAGUAGAUUCAGCAGUGAAAAUGUUAAAUUGCAGAUUUAAAUCAAAUAAACAAUUAAAGUAUAAGCAGAUAUUAAUUUCCCAGCCAGGCAAGUUCAUUCCCUCUGCUUAAUAAGUUGGACACUUUACAGUUUCAAUCCUUUCUAGGGUUUUUAGUUCAUCCCAAAUUCCAUUUUUGCCCCCUCUCAUUUUCCCCUAUUCAAACUAAUUUACUCUUUGCUUUCGCCGAGUUAUUACUGCUUCAAUUUCUGCGUUUAGCUUCCAAAUUCUGAUAACAAACAGCUUAUAAAUGUUCAUGUUUAGAUUGAUGGACAUUGAGGACUAGUUUUUUUUUUUGGACUGUAUCAUGGACGGAGGAUUGGGCAAUGAUGUGGAUGUGGCCGAGGGAGCUCACCUCCGUAGUAAAGAGAAUGAAUAUAAGCUACCUGGAAGUUCGAACAAGUUGGAAUCUCAUGAGAUGAUUACACACGGUGAAGGUGGGUAUGCUGAGAGUUCGUUUCAUGUACUUGGAGAUAUUUUGGGUGCGAAGAAUGUAAGUAUGAGUGGGAAUCCUGCAGAUGCAUCGGAACAGCCAUGUGUUAGCCCUCGGUUUAUGGAUGAUGGCGGGAAUAUGGUUGAAGAAUUGACAGUGAGGAAUUAUGAUAGUUCAAAUUUAGCUAUAGUUGGAACAUUGAACAAUAGGGAGAGAAUGCAAAGUAGGCAGGGUCAGUGGCAGCAUCUUUAUCAACUUGGAGGUGCAUCAGGGAUUGGGAGCUCACAUAGCAAUGCUUUACACAGGGACAACGGUCAGGGAAUGCCAAGUACUUUUGAGGAUGGGAGAUAUGCAUCUUCUCCCGUGAUUCUGGGCCAGAAACAGCCAGCUGGUGAUUGCAAUGAAGUCAUUGAACCGUCAGCAAAUGCUGAACAUGAUGGUCUUUCCCACAACAUCAUCUCUAAUGGUGGUAUUCGCACAAAGAUGUUAUCUAAAUCAGGAUUUUCGGAGUUUUUUGUGAAAAGCACCUUGAAAGGUAAAGGGAUCAUUUUUCGAGGCCCACCUAAUGGAGGGGCAAAGCCUGCUCCAAAAGAUGAGAAUACUGGAAAGACUGCUCGUGGCACUUUGGUGGCUCCUAAUUCCUCAAUUAAUGCGGGUGCGAAAACCAAAAUGCCACAUUCCUUUGGCAUUGUUGGACCAAGCCCUGCUGGUUUGGAUCAUGAUGGAGUUGGUCUACGGCAUUGGCUAAAUGCACGAAGGCAUAAAAUGAACAAAGUUGAGUGCCUUCAUAUAUUUAAACAAAUUGUUGAUCUGGUGGAUUAUUCUCACUCUCAAGGAGUUACUUUACAUGACUUAAAACCUUCUUGCUUUAAGUUGUUGCAAAUGAAUCAGGUUAAAUAUAUUGGUUCUGUGGUGCCAAAAGAUAUGAUUGAUAGAACUAUGGAUCGAAGUGCACCUAUCUCAGAGAAUCUCAUAGUCAGGAGAAGGCCAGCUGAGCAGGGGAUGUUUCCUUUCGUUGGUCUACUUGCAAAGAAGCAAAAGAUUAGUGAAAAUACAAACUCUGGUAGGCAGUGGCCUCUAUUUACGACAAAAGUGACAAAACAUGCCUUAAAUUUUGAAACUGCGAGUGACAGUGAGAUCAACUUAACCAUUGCACGAGAUUCUUAUAAUGAACCUAUAGACCAUAAUCCAAAUGCAGAAAAUGGAAUUCGGGGCAACAGCAGUCAUCAGCUGUCUAUUACAGCGAAACAGCAGUUUGCAUCUGUUCCUGACAAGUUGGAAGAUAAGUGGUAUUCAAGUCCGGAGCAGAUAAGUGAGGAAAUUUGCACGAUGUCAUCAAAUAUCUAUAGUCUUGGCGUUUUGCUAUUCGAGUUGCUUGGUCAUUUUGACUCUGAACAAGGACAUGCUACAGCAAUGAAUGAUCUGCGCCACCGGAUUCUUCCUCCCCAUUUUUUAUCUGAAAAUCCAAAAGAAGCUGGAUUUUGUCUUUGGCUACUUCAUCCUGAACCUUCAUCACGGCCAAAAACAAAGGAAAUCCUACAAUCUGAAGUUAUUAAUGGGUUGCAGGAGGUGUCUAUAGAAGAAGUAUCAUCUUCCAUUGACCAAGAUGAUGCUGAAUCAGAAUUAUUAUUGCAUUUCCUUGUUUCAUUAAAAGAUCAUAAGAAGAAGCAUGCUUCUAAGCUAGUAGAUGACAUUAGGUGCGUGGAAGCUGAUAUUGGAGAAAUUGAGAGGAGGAGCUGUUUGAAAAAUCCUCUGCGUGUCUCUGAAACAAAUGAAACGAGGUUGAAGAAUAUUAUUGGUCAACUUGAAAGUGCUUACUUCUCCAUGAGAUCCCUAAUUCAGCUUCCAGAGACUGAUGCUACCACAAAUCAAGAUAAGGAUGUAUUAAGAAAUCGUGAGCCUUGCUACUUUGCGACGGAAGGUGAUGAAAAAGAUAACCCAUCCGAUUGUCUUGGAUCAUUUUUUGAUGGCUUGUGCAAGUACGCUCGUUAUAGUAAGUUUGAAGUACGUGGGCUACUAAGAACAGGGGAUUUCAACAAUUCUGCCAAUGUAAUUUGCUCUUCGAGUUUUGACCGUGACUUGGACUACUUAGCAACUGCUGGCGUAUCAAAGAAAAUAAAGAUAUUUGACUUUCAUGCACUCUUAAAUGAUUCUGUUGAUAUUCAUUAUCCAGCUAUUGAAAUGUCAAACAAAUCAAAGCUUAGCUGCAUUUGCUGGAACAACUAUAUCAGUAAUUAUCUAGCUUCAACUGACUAUGAUGGCGCUGUGAAGUUAUGGGAUGCAAAUACUGGUCAAGCGGUUUUUCAAUACAGUGAGCAUGGAAGGAGAGCUUGGUCUGUUGACUUUUCUCCAGUGUAUCCAACAAAAUUAGCCAGUGGAAGUGAUGAUUGUACUGUGAAGCUGUGGAGCAUUAAUGAGAAAAAUAGUUUAAGCACAAUCAGGAACAUUGCAAAUGUCUGCUGCGUUCAGUUCUCUUCCCACUCUACUCAUUUGUUAGCCUUUGGAUCUGCAGACUAUAGAACCUAUUGCUAUGAUCUUAGGAAUGUAAGAACACCCUGGUGUGUUUUGGCUGGUCAUGACAAAGCUGUGAGCUAUGUGAAAUUCUUGGAUUGUGGAACUCUGGUUACUGCAUCCACUGACAACUCGUUGAAACUUUGGGAUCUCAACAAAGCCAGCUCUAGUGGCCUCUCAACUAAUGCUUGCAGUUUAAGUCUUAGCGGGCACACUAAUGAGAAGAACUUUGUAGGUUUAUCUGUGGCUGAUGGUUAUAUAGCGUGUGGUUCAGAAACUAAUGAGGUUUAUGCAUACUAUAAAUCUCUACCAAUGCCAAUCACUUCCCACAAAUUUGGCUCUAUUGAUCCCAUUUCUGGGAAAGAGACGGAUGAUGACAACGGACAGUUUGUUUCUAGUGUAUGUUGGAGAGGGAAAUCAGACAUGAUUAUUGCUGCCAAUUCAACUGGGUGUAUAAAAGUGCUGCAGAUGGUUUGAACUUUAAAGUUGAGGUAACUUCUGAGAUCAACCAGGAAAGUGAAUUCUUGUAACUUAUCCAGUUUAUGUAGAUCCCAAACUUAUUCAAGGCAAGUAGGCAACCCAUAUGUUGUGUAUCUUGAUAUUAUCAAAACAUAGAGAGAAUCUUUGGAACUUCUGCACCUUUCUGGUUUUCUCACGUGUGACAGAAAAACUCCUGUCAGCUAAACAACAAUGGUACAGACAGGAUCUCAAGCUUUCCCAGAUGUCUAGAUUCAACAUUCAGAGUUCAGAUGUUGACAUGUUUUGCAUGCGGGCCACUCCAGUAUAAUAUACGUGUCAAAAUCGCGUGAUAUGUGCUUCUGAAUAUAACAGAGUGGUGAUCAAGAUCAAUAUAGCCUGGGGAGAGGGACAAACGCAAUCCCAUAGGCGGGUAUAUAUAGAGAUACAAGUCUUGUGAAGUUAUCUUAUCAGCCAAGAGCUAACAAAGCAAGUUUGUUCAUUAGAUAGUUUUUUAAAGCAGGGUCAUUACUUUAAUGAAUCCAUGAAAUUCAAUUUAGUUUGAUUAGAAGAAAAUGAAAAGAAAUGAGAAUAGUAUUUGGGAGUUGUAUCUAAGAUUAAAAUUUGUAAAUUUGUUGUAAAUUUGUUUGAGAAAAAGUAUAUAUGGCAGUUUAAUUUUGACAA